Ostreobium quekettii is the source of this 1185-nucleotide messenger RNA. The record is from the annotation of a GenBank genome assembly. Lineage: Eukaryota; Viridiplantae; Chlorophyta; Ulvophyceae; Bryopsidales; Ostreobiaceae.
AUGCCGCGCAUCGCCUCGGGCUUCCUGAGCAGCAUGUCCGCGGGCGUGGUGGUGAUCAAGGUGGGGACGUCGAGCCUGGUGGACGUGGAGGGCGGCGUGCUUCGCCUGAGCAACCUGGCGAGGAUCUGCGAGACCGCCAAGGAGCUCCGUGGACGAGGUUACGACGUGGUGCUGGUGUCCAGCGGAGCCGUGGGCGUGGGCUGCCAGAAGAUCGGCCUGCAGGAGCGGCCGGCAAAGAUGUCCCAGAAACAGGCGCUGGCCGCGGUGGGCCAGCCGCAUCUCAUGAAGUACUACCACGACUUCUUUUCCGCGCUGGGCAUGACCUGCGCCCAAGUGCUGCUAACGAAUGACAGUUUCGUGGAGCUGGCGGAGUACCUGAACGCGAAGAGCACAUUCAAGGAGCUGCUCAAGUACGGGGCGAUCCCGGUCGUCAACGAGAACGACACGGUGGCAACGGACCACAUCAAGAUAGGCGACAACGACACGCUUUCCGCCAAGGUGGCCAUCAUGGUGGAGGCCAGCUGGCUAUUUCUGAUGACUGACGUGGAGUGCUUGUACACAUCCAAUCCCCGCGUAAACCCUGACGCAAAGCCCAUCCAUGUGGUCAAUGAUAUUCGACAGCUGCAUGUGGAGACGGGGUCAGGCACACAGUGGGGCAGCGGAGGCAUGGCCACAAAGCUCACAGCAGCCAGGCUCUUCACGGCGGCAGGGGGCAGGAUGGCUGUCUGUGAGUCCACAAAGCCUGAGAGCAUUGUGCAGAUAAUGAAUGGGGAACAGGUUGGCACUGUUUUCAACAGCAUUGGCGCACCGUUGUCCUCAAAGAGGAGGGAGAGGAAGAAGUGGAUACUGAGCGUUUCUGUGAAGGGUCAGAUCUGGAUGGACGAUGGCGCAUUGGAUGCCGUCUACAACUCCCAUGCAUCCCUCUUUGCUGCCGGCAUCACCCGUGUCAUUGGCGAUUUUGGAGCCAUGGACUCUGUGGCACUUUGCAGCUCGGAUGGGAGUCAGUUUGGUGUCGGACUCUCCAAUUAUACCCAUGAGGAAAUUCGAAAGGUAAAGGGCAAGAGGUCCAAAUGGUUUGCCGAUGAGUUGAGCGGCUACAUGUCGGAAGAAAUGGUUCACCAGAAUAACAUAUGCCUGCUGAGCAACAACGGGGAUUCGAACGGGGAGAGUGAUUCGUCUUCAUGA